UUACACAAAACCCAGGAUAAUUAAAAAAAUAUAUUUCUGAAUGGGAAAUGGGAUGGGAUGAAAAGUACUUCAGAAGGAGAUUCAAUGGGUUCUGGUAAAAUUCUUCCCAAAUUAGGUAGCGUGUGUCACGGUUCAUCAUAUUCUUUUGCAACUUUCAAAUAUAAAACAUUUUUUUGAGAAAAGAAAAAAACUGGAAAGCAACCGGCUUCAACCGUUUUAGCCACAGGCCUCGGUCGGCAAAGUGCUUGUGACCAUCGAUCUCCAGAUCAGCUAGCUACGGGUUUGGAGCCACGGCCCACUGCACGCAUGCGCACCGAGACCAGCCAAUCAGUGACGCUCCCGGGUGAGGCGAAACUGGCCUUUUUCCCGCGCGAAUUCCAAGGUGCCUCAGAGGAGCGCGCGGUAGCGGAGCAGAUACCUCAGGCGGAGAACAUCUAGAUAUGGUGCCCUCUGGAAGAAAACAUACCAGGAAGUCUGGGAAGACAUCAAUGGAGGAUCAGAUUAGAAGAGCCUAUGACUCUGAGAAAGAAGAUGAAGAUCUGUGUGUUUCAGAGGGUGUUACUGAUGAGAAGACUCCAGUAAUUGAUAAGCAGGGGAAGAAAAGGAGUUCUGCAGGAAUAGUUGAAGAUAUCGGGGAUGGCAUACCGAAUAUGCUGGAAAGAUUUCGAGCUGAUAUUGACGAGGCUCUUGUUACCAAGAGAAAAAAACUAGAAAUGUAUGCCAAAUCUUCUUGCAAAACCAGUAACCAGAGAGUUGAAAAUGUUUGGAAAAUCCAACAAGAGAAAAGAAAGAAGCUUUACCAAAACUAUUCUCAGGAGUUUAUGACUUUGCUUCAGCAGUGGGAGACAGAUAUGCAGAAAACUAAGGAACGAGAAGAAAAACUAGCUAACCUUUUUCAACAGCAACGAAAGACACUUCAACAAGCUAGGAUUGUUCAGAGCCAGAAACUGAAAACAAUUAGACAAUUAUAUGAGCAAUUCAUAAAGACUAUGGAAGACUUGGAGAAGAAUCUAGAUACUGAGGCACAAAAUGAACUUAGAAAUGAAAUGGCUAUGAUGCAAAAAAAAUGUUUGAUGGAAACUCAGCAGCAAGAGACGGCAGCUGUUCGAAAGUCUCUUCAAUCCACGUUAUUCUGA
Molecule: messenger RNA, 1136 nt
Organism: Hipposideros armiger (great roundleaf bat)
Lineage: Eukaryota; Metazoa; Chordata; Mammalia; Chiroptera; Hipposideridae
Gene: SYCP3
Product: synaptonemal complex protein 3
Exons: 9
Coding region: 441-1136 (231 amino acids)
Biological process (GO): meiotic cell cycle; spermatid development
Cellular component (GO): synaptonemal complex
Source: RefSeq, a predicted model, not a curated record